Eremomyces bilateralis CBS 781.70 is the source of this 1731-nucleotide messenger RNA. RefSeq lists its product as uncharacterized. Lineage: Eukaryota; Fungi; Ascomycota; Dothideomycetes; Eremomycetales; Eremomycetaceae. Bases 1 to 1731 code for a protein of 576 amino acids. The transcript has a single exon. The record is from RefSeq and is a predicted model, not a curated record.
AUGCAGCCUUCUAUCCCACAAGGCCAAGACUCGAAGCGGCCGGCUCAGGCCCGACCACGCGCGACCAGCGUCGGUACGAUUGAGCCCAAACCGAGCACCCACUCUCCGAAGAAACAUGGUCCACGACCGCCAAAGAACCGGAACCCUCAGUCGAACAAGAAACAGCACGCUCCUCCGGUCUGGGAGGAUGCAAUCAACCGAGACGAGAUCGGCGACUUCGGUCCCGAUGGCCAGUUCAUUGACUCCUCCACGGCCACCAACAAUGCCGCAACCCAUGGGCGACCGGCGAAUAAUAAACCUCCGAAGAAAUACGGAAAGCGAAAGGACCCCGCCGCUUGGCAGGACACCCAGGUGACGAAGGAGGAGACGGGUUAUUUCUCUGCCGAUGGGCGGUAUAUCGACCCGAGCGCCCAUGCGACCGAGCAGGCAGCCGUAUCCGAUAGCGCAGCGAUGGCCCCCAAUCCUCGAAAGAAGCCGAUCAAGCACGUGAACGGCCAAUCCUCAAUCGACCUCUCGUCCCCGUCCAAAGGUGCCGGUCCCGCUGAUCCGAAGAAAAAGCCGCUGUUCACUCCGGCAAAGGCACAGGCGUAUGCAGGACCCGGGUUCCACGCUUCUCCGGCAGCUUCGGCGUUACCGAUCCCAAAGUUCUUUUCCAAGUCCGUUCCGAACGGUGGUCAGAACGGGCUGCAAAGCCGACUUGACAGUGAAACGGAGCAAGCGGAAGCGGAGGCUCCAAUGGAAACCAUCGAAAUCCCGAUUGCGGGUCCCGCGAAUCCCGGAAAGGCGGUUCCCAGCGAGGAAUCUCCCUUGGAUUUCUUCUUCAACGCUGCCCGCAAAGAACGAGCCAACGGACGCAGUGUGAGCGGGCUUCCUACACCGACUUCCACCGAGCCUCUUGCUCGCCAGUCCGAACCUCCGAAGAACCACUACGCCGCUAUCUACGGCGGCAACCUCCGUAACCAUGCCCGUCACGCCUCGCAUGGCUCGAACAACAAGGAGAUGUUCAUGAUGGAGCUUGACGGCGCGAACACCGCCGUCGAUUCCCCUUCACGACCCGCUCCACAGCCGAAACCGCACAACAACUCGGUCCGCUCCAUCCCACCCAUCCCAUACCCUCGCGCCAAGUACUCCGGCUCCCCGUCGCACGAACUCCCCGCUCGCAACCCCUCCCCCCUGGCUUCCCCACCCCCCUCUGUCUCCCACGGCCUGCCCACCCGCGCCCCCGAACAACCCCCCUUCUACCGCGGCACCCCCCACCUCCCCCGCAGCGCCUCCGGCCCCAGCACCCCCUCCCCCUCCACCACCCCCCAAAACCCUCAACUCCCACCCAAUGGCUCCAGCCCCUACCACUACGGCAACCGCAACCUGUCUCCACUCUUCAAAGCCGCCGCCGCACCCGGCCCCACUUCCCCCCCCACCAACUCCAAACGUACCUCUCUCCUCCGCAAUGUCGCCCUCCCCACCGUCGACCACUCCCCCUCCCGCCCUUCCCGUCCCGCCGCCCCUGACCGCCGGUCCGACGACGAAAUCCGCCGCAUCAGCACCCAGUACCUCGAGCAGCAGUGCAAUCGCGAUGCGCCCGACAUGCCGCCGAUCGACCUUGCGGCCGUGGCACGGAAGGAGCCAAUCGAGUUGGGGGAGUCGUCGCCGACGAAGGCACAGGGAGAGGGGACGAGGGAUAUCCGGCGCUUGGAGGAGAGUUUGCGGAAGAUGUUGGAUUUGAAGAAGUGA